UCUCCCCGUUUAAGAUAGAUAACGGCGGCCACCCCACCGGUAACUUGCUCAUUUGGUUAUGGUAAAUGGUGUGCCACUUGGGAUUGCCAACAAAAAGAGCCUAACCGUCCAAUGCGAGCGCAUUUGCACGGAUGCAGAUGCUCCCGUUCGGUCCGCCCCAACCGCGAUCUCAGCGGAGUGCAGUGUCAGAGACACAACGCGGGUGCACAUCCAUGCUGCCUCGACAGAAUCCGCCACUGGCCCACCCGCGCUGCUCGGUGCGUGACUAACAGGGCAUGCAGGCCGCCGAUCGCGUAACGGUCACGUUCUUCGUCUUUGCGUUCGUUGCGUUUCGUCCGAAGUGCGCGACGCGCGAGGAGCAUCGUCAUCAUGAUGAACACGGUCGUUAUGCAAUGCAAUCCUGCCUGCGAGCGCUCAAGUUGCCAACUUACGAUGGAGCGGGAGAAGCUCACGGUUUGCGAUGCGGGCACCCGGAUGCCGGCACUCUAUCUAUCAGCUCGGCUAGUGUCCUUUCGAGGCCUCCAGCUGAACUUUCCUAUACACGGACACGCACUGAACGCGAUCGGAGCGUCAAAGCCGCAAAUCGUGUUGGUGCAGAGCCGCCUAUCACCCAACGGAAGGGUGAGUGCUUUUUAUCAUCGUUCGAGCAGGCAAUGGAAGUGCCACCGCAAACAGUAGGCGGGUUCAAUUUCUCGUCCCACUCACCGAGGCCCCCAAUUUCUAUCCGCCAAAUACGCUCUAGCACGUAACGCCUCGGCUGUCUUCUCGGAAUCGCUCGUCAAUCCGAAUUGUGAUCUCG
Molecule: messenger RNA, 799 nt
Organism: Laetiporus sulphureus 93-53
Lineage: Eukaryota; Fungi; Basidiomycota; Agaricomycetes; Polyporales; Laetiporaceae
Exons: 1
Coding region: 276-749 (157 amino acids)
Source: RefSeq, a predicted model, not a curated record